Rotaria sp. Silwood2 is the source of this 783-nucleotide messenger RNA. The record is from the annotation of a GenBank genome assembly. Lineage: Eukaryota; Metazoa; Rotifera; Eurotatoria; Philodinida; Philodinidae.
AUGUUUUAUUUUAUUAUAAUUGUGUUAUUAUCAUCUGUCAAAGCACAAUAUUAUCAACAACAACAACAACAACAACAACAGCAACAACAAUAUUCAUACAAUAAUUAUAAUUUGAGACCAUUUUAUCCACAAAAUAAUGAGUUUGGAACUCAAGGUAUGCAACAAAAUCAACAACGUGUUCGUGGUAACCUAAUUAGUGAUGAUACAUCCAUGUUACCAUUUGGUUCACAAAUAGUUGUAGUAUUAGUGGAUGUUUCUCUUCAAGAUGUAGCAUCUCGACCUUUAAAUACUCUCGUGUUAUAUGGAUCUUAUCGUUUUCCAAUACCUUUUGAAAUUCCAUAUUCAAUGGCACAAGUACAAAUAUAUAGUAAUAGUAUUCAACAAUAUGCUAUUCAAGCUCGAAUUGAAAAAGAUGGUCAAUUACUUUAUAUCAAUGAUCAAUAUACUCCAGUACAAUUAAUACCAGCACCAAUCAAUCCUAUUAAUGUAUAUAUGAAAAAAAUUAGUACAUCAACUAUUCCAGGAAAUGUUGGAAUCUAUACAACAAGACCACCUAUAAUAAGUAACACGUAUAUUUGUUUACAAAAGCCAGAGAUUGGUCCUUGUAAAGCAAGUAUUCAGCAAUAUUUUUUUAAUACUCAAUUAGGUUCAUGUCAAAUAUUCAUAUGGGGUGGUUGUGGUGGUAAUCAAAAUCGCUUUAAUUCUCGUAUUGAAUGUGAACGUACAUGUUCAUUUUAUCGACGACGAAUGAUUAACAAUAAUGCUAAACAAAAAUGGAUAUAA